AUGAGGCCGACACUAUUGCAAGGCCAUGAGCGAUCGCUCAACCAAAUCAAAUACAAUAAAGAUGGCGACCUUUUGUUCUCGGUGGCGAAAGAUAAAGUGAUUUGUGCCUGGUUUACCAGCAAUGGAGAACGAUUAGGAACAUACGGUGGUCAUCAAGGUGCCAUCUGGACAGUCGAUGUUUCUCCCAACACCGUCCUUCUUGCCUCCGGCGCGGCCGACAACACAAUCAAGUUGUGGAAUGUUCAGACUGGAGAAAAUGUCAAGACGUGGGAAUUUCCAACCGCAGUCAAACGAGUGGAGUUCAGUGAAGACGGGAAACAGUUGCUGGCCGUCACAGAAAAGCGAAUGGGAUACCUGGGAACAAUUGUCGUCUUCGACAUUCGAUACGGAGAUGAUCUCGCCGAUCAGACCAAUGAGCAUAGCCUCAGAAUUACCUGUGAGGACAGCAAGGCUACUGUGGCAGGCUGGAGCUACCUGGACAAAUACAUUAUUUCCGGCCAUGAAGAUGGAACAGUCACACAGUGGGAUGCCAAGACUGGAGAAAACUUGAUGAGCGUGGAAGCGCACGAGUACGACACCACAAUUAACGACCUCCAAUUCUCGCCAGAUAGAACUUAUUUUAUCACCGCCGGCAAAGACAAAACUGCCAAGAUCAUAUCCUCUCGAGACCUCAGCAUCCUCAAGACCUAUGUUGCCGACACACCUUUAAACACGGCCGCCAUCACUCCCAAGAAAGACUUUGUCAUUCUCGGAGGGGGCCAAGCCGCAAUGGAAGUCACCACGACAUCUGCUCGUCAGGGCAAAUUCGAGGCUCGAUUCUACCACAAAAUCUUCGAGGAUGAGAUUGGUCGAGUGAGAGGUCACUUUGGCCCUUUGAACACCAUUGCCGUUCACCCACAAGGCGUUGCGUACGCCAGUGGUGGAGAAGAUGGCUACGUCAGAAUGCACCAUUUCGACAAACCCUAUUUCGACUUUAUGUAUGAGGUUGAAAGGGAACAAGCACGGAAAUGA
Molecule: messenger RNA, 1011 nt
Organism: Rhinocladiella mackenziei CBS 650.93
Lineage: Eukaryota; Fungi; Ascomycota; Eurotiomycetes; Chaetothyriales; Herpotrichiellaceae
Product: eukaryotic translation initiation factor 3 subunit I
Exons: 4
Coding region: 1-1011 (336 amino acids)
Biological process (GO): cytoplasmic translational initiation
Cellular component (GO): cytoplasm; eukaryotic translation initiation factor 3 complex, eIF3m
Molecular function (GO): translation initiation factor activity; protein binding; RNA binding
Source: RefSeq, a predicted model, not a curated record